GUGAUGUUCCCUCUUCCUAACUCAGAUUGAUGCAGAUCCUUGCAAGCACCACAUAAGUGAUUGUGUUAUGGUGUUUAUACCAGUAGUUGCCUUUCAAAGAUUAAUUUCCUUUAAAUCUAUCUCAAAUUAAACUGGACUCCCAAGCCAAAAGCCAGCUCUAAAUGAAUGUCAUGCCAUAAAACUGAUCAUAUGGGACUUCAUUUUGCAGCUGCUUUUGACCAUACACCAAAAAUUGUCCUGUGUGAAACCACUGAGGAGCUUUUUUGCAGUACCUCAUAAAUGACAUUUCAGUUUAACUUUCUUUUUUUAAACUGUUGUGUGAUGUUGAUAAAUUUCUGGUUGAGCUCCUUUUGCAUUAACUCUGUUAUUGGUCACUGCUAACAUGAGGAGAGGUGAGUGAAGACCUCAAACUGGAAGACUUUUCAAUAGGGAAUUCACAGUAUUUUUCCAUUACUGCACAGCCUACACCAUUAAUAAGAUGAAAUUUAUUUAAUUCUUUGCAUCUGUUUUGUUGGCUUAUGCUCUCCCUGGAGUGGACUUUAAUAAAGCAAACCACUUACAUGUUGCUCAGUGUCUCACCAGCUGUCACUGCUCCAUGACUGCUUCCCAGCCCCUGCUUCCAUCUCCUUGGUGGUGCCUUUGUGCUUCAGAGGUUUCUAUCUGCCUGUGUGUCUCUCCUGGCACUCUUGCUGUUGUUGACAGGACUGUGUGAAAUUGCUGAAAGAAGUAAUGGAUGAUAAAGCUGAGAUCAGAAUGGACAGGCCUCUUCAGCUGAAGUUUGAAAUCCUGAGUGGAAAGUUGCUGCCUGUUCUGAGCCAAGAAACAGCACUGUAGUGUUCACUAAAGGGAGGGAUCUGGGAAUGAUGCUCCCAGGGGCUUUAGCUAUGCUGAGAUGGGACUGAGUUCUUUGUACUGAAAUUAUACCAGAGCACCACAAAUCUUAAUUUUUGCCUUUUCCCCUAAUGGAAAAUGCACCUAUUUUAAAGGUAGGUAGCAUGCUCUUCAAAGCCUAUUGAAAAGGUGGAACUUGGGAAGUGUGGCUCUAAUUUACUCCCAAAGUACACUUAGCACCCAGAGGUAAUUUACAGCAAACUCCUGUCUGUGCUCCUUGCACUGCAUUUACUCUGGGCUAAGGGUAGAACAGCAAGUUCCUUGUUUUUUCAGCUGUCACUGUGUUGUUUCCAUCUUUCAGUGAUGGCAAUAAAGAACAGAGUCUGCUGUCAUGGUAGGAAAAGGCACACACUUUUUCUGCUUCAUGUACCAUGAGAAAGGUCUCGUAAAGGGCAUUUGCAGUUGAUGAAGAAUGAGGUGGAAAAAUUGAGCUGCUGUUCUGAAUGCCAGGAGGAGUUAAUGUGCUGGAAACUGGAGACCAAUGAGGCGAGCUCCGAGUCGAUAGCUUCUUCCCCUAAAAGGGACACCAUGAGCAACUUCCUGCCAGACAGCAGCUGCUAUGAGUUGCUCACUAUCAUAGGCAGGGGCUUUGAAGAUUUGAUGGUUGUGAACCUGGCCAGGUAUAAACCCACAGGAGAGUAUGUCACAGUCAGAAGAGUGAACUUGGAGGCCUGCACAAAUGAAAUGGUCACUUUCUUGCAGGGGGAACUUCAUGUUUCCAAGCUCUUCAACCACCCUAACAUCGUGCCAUACAAAGCAACUUUCAUAGCUGACAAUGAGCUGUGGGUAGUGACUUCUUUCAUGGCCUAUGGUUCUGCAAAAGAUCUAAUCUGUACCCAUUUUACAGAUGGGAUGACUGAACUGGCCAUUGCUUACAUUCUCCAAGGUGUCUUGAAAGCACUUGACUACAUCCACCAUAUGGGCUAUGUGCAUAGGAGUGUUAAAGCCAGCCACAUCCUGAUCUCUGUGGAUGGCAAGGUGUACCUCUCUGGCCUGCGGAGUAACCUGAGUAUGAUCAACCAUGGGCAGCGACUCAAAGUUGUUCAUGACUUCCCCAAAUACAGCAUCAAGGUGCUGCCUUGGCUCAGUCCUGAGGUUUUGCAGCAGAAUCUGCAGGGUUACGAUGCAAAAUCUGACAUUUACAGCGUGGGGAUAACGGCCUGUGAGCUGGCAAAUGGACACGUCCCAUUUAAAGACAUGCCUUCUACUCAGAUGCUCUUGGAGAAGCUGAAUGGAACUGUUCCCUGCCUGCUGGACACCACCACGAUUCCUGCUGACGAGCUGACCAUGAAGACGUCGCGCUCCAGCGCGAACUACAGCAUGGGGGAGAGCACGGCCACGGGCAACGCGCGCGCGGCCAACGGGGAGCCAGCCCUGCACCCCUACCUGCGCACCUUCUCCACCUACUUCCACAACUUCGUGGAGCAGUGCCUCCAGAGGAACCCCGAUUUCAGGCCAAGCGCAGGCACUCUGCUCAGUCACCCCUUUUUUAAGCAGAUCAAGCGCCGUGCUUCCGAAGCACUCCCUGAACUUCUGCGCCCUGUCACCCCCAUCACCAAUUUGGAAGGGACACUGCCUCAGGAUCCCAGUGGCAUUUUUGGGUUGGUAUCAAAUCUGGAGCAGCUGGAUGUAGAUGACUGGGAAUUCUAGAAAAAUAGGGACUACGCUGAGGAGGAGCUUUCUGGACAUUGUAAUUUAUUGGUCCUGUUCAUAAAAGCUGAUGAGUGUUACACACAGAAGAGUUUACAGGUCCUUGGGAAGGAACUUAACUGCCUGUUUACUUAAGAAGUAGCCUGGAUACAAAUGGACAGACGUGAGCUGGAAAAGGAUCAACCCAAGGAGCUGUGGAGUAUUCCAGAAGGUGCAGUGCCCAGAGCCCCCAUUCUUCCAGCUGAGCUCUGGUAGAGCACUUGAGGGUGUUGAGUGAGUCUGUGUAGUUAUGGUAUCUAUUUAUGUGUUUCUAAAAAUCACUGGCUUCCUCACAGCUGAGGCUGCAUGUCCCUGCCCUCUUUGGUUCUUUCUCUUUUAAGGGUGCCUUAGAGUUGAGGGGAGGUGGGCAGCUUUUAGUUUUGGGCAUUCUCUUAGAACUAGUCAAGUUCCUGUAACAGUGUUGUCACAGGGCAAGUUUUUAAGGGGGGGAAAAAAGGGAUUCUAUUCUUAAUUACUGCUUUGUGAUGAAAAACAGGAGAUCAAAGACAAGCUGAUGCCAUUCCAGGCACUCUUGCUGCACUGAGCAUUCCUCUGCAGCACUGGAUUCUUCCAGUCUGGAGAGGGCUUUUGAAAACUUCUCAGUGGAUGCUGAGCACUCUGAACUCCAGGUCAGACAGGGCUUUCCAGCCUCCCCUUCCAGCUUCCUAGGUCACCAGAGCAGUGUGGAUGCCUGGGCAAUGUACCAGCUUUUUUAUCCCCUUCUAGUUGAACUUCAUGUUAGCUGGGCUGGUUUCACAGCAUGAAACACUCUUACCUGCCUGUUCUCAGUGACUUACCCUGGCACAGAGGAAAAGGAAAUUGAUUGUCAUGCUGAUCCUCUUGCUCACAACUCCUGUACAGAACUGAACUUUAACCUUUCCAUUACCAUUGCUGUUCUGCCUUCCCUCACUGACAGGUAAAAGCUGCUCACGUGGCUCCCUGUGAUUCAUGGCUGUGUGACUCUGCCCUGCUGCUGUGGCAGCUCUGCCCCAUUCCGUGGCGUUUGGUUUGUUUGGAGGUGUAUUUAAGGCUUUUAGUUUGACUUUUUUUUUUUCCAAGGACCGUGGUGCUGAAGGUCAUCUGCUCUUUACUGAAGCACUGAGAAUCCUUGUAUAGGUGCAGUUGAUGGGAGUAGUGGUGCUGGCAAACAGGUCCUUUUUGUGUUUAUAAAUUGUACUUGAACCCACAUAAAGUUUGUUACUCUAGUUUUUUUUUUUUUUCCAAAACAAAUAAAAUAUUUCUGAAGUUGUUUUUUAA
Molecule: messenger RNA, 3837 nt
Organism: Onychostruthus taczanowskii (white-rumped snowfinch)
Lineage: Eukaryota; Metazoa; Chordata; Aves; Passeriformes; Passeridae
Gene: STRADA
Product: STE20 related adaptor alpha
Exons: 10
Coding region: 1297-2541 (414 amino acids)
Biological process (GO): protein phosphorylation
Molecular function (GO): protein serine/threonine kinase activator activity; protein kinase activity; ATP binding
Source: RefSeq, a predicted model, not a curated record